Penicillium macrosclerotiorum is the source of this 846-nucleotide messenger RNA. RefSeq names its product putative thiol methyltransferase. Gene Ontology annotation, molecular function: thiopurine S-methyltransferase activity. The transcript has 2 exons. The record is from RefSeq and is a predicted model, not a curated record. The coding region runs from base 1 to 846 and encodes 281 amino acids. NCBI's taxonomy places the organism in Eukaryota, Fungi, Ascomycota, Eurotiomycetes, Eurotiales, Aspergillaceae.
AUGACCACUUCAGCCAACAUCGAGGGCAUGCAAGCUCACAUGGCCCAGUACAAGGGCGACCGCUACGUCGAUGGCUGGGCCUCGCUCUGGGACAAGGGUGAUAACCUGCCCUGGGACCGCGGCUUCCCCAACCCGGCGUUGGAAGACGCCCUAGUCCAGCGCCGCGCCACCAUCGGCGGGCCGAUUGCCCAGGACGCACAGAACAAGUCCUACAGACGAAAGGCCCUGGUCCCAGGCUGCGGCCGAGGAGUGGAUGUGCUCCUGCUCGCAAGCUUUGGGUAUGAUGCGUACGGUCUGGAAUAUAGCCCCGCCGCCGUGGAGGCCUGCAAGAAGGAGGAGUCGGAGAAUCAUAGCUGGUACCGAGUGCGUGAUCAGACCAUCGGCCAGGGAAAGGUCACUUUUGUGCAAGGUGACUUCUUUGAUGAUGCAUGGCUAGAGAAAAUCGGGGUGCCGUUGAACGGGUUUGAUGUGAUCUAUGACUAUACGUUCUUCUGUGCCCUGAAUCCGGCUAUGCGUCCCAAGUGGGCGCUUCGUCAUACCCAACUCCUGGCCCCUUCUCCGGCCGGUAACCUGAUCUGCCUGGAGUUUCCGCGCCACAAGGAUCCUCUGGCUGCAGGACCGCCAUAUGCCUCUCCCUCGGAGGCUUAUGUGGAGCAUCUGAGCCACCCGGGAGAAGAGAUUACUUACAAUGAUAAGGGCCUGGUCAAGCAAGACCCCCUGCGAGCACCCAGCAAAAAUGGUCUGGAGCGGGUGGCAUACUGGCAGCCUGAGCGAACGCAUGAGGCGGGCCAGGGAAAGGAUGGAGCGAUCUUUGACAGAGUUUCUAUUUGGCGUCGACGUAACUAG